Messenger RNA from Mustela erminea (ermine), 1197 nucleotides. Its product is annotated as mucin-16-like. Bases 91 to 1197 code for a protein of 368 amino acids. The record is from RefSeq and is a predicted model, not a curated record. Lineage: Eukaryota; Metazoa; Chordata; Mammalia; Carnivora; Mustelidae. The transcript has 3 exons.
UCAGUAGUCCCCUCUUCGCUCACUGGGGACGCCUCAUUUUCAACACCGGAGGCUGGCCUUCCUCAAGCCACGGAGUCUGAGACACAGUCAAUGUCAUCCCCUGGCCUGAAACCACGGGAAACCAGCACGUCCCAGCACACCACCCUGGACUCGGAGACAAUGAGUGUCCCUUCAUCGGCGUCCACUGAUACUACUGCGGGCGACUCUAGGACCCACGUCAUCUCCUCCAGCAGCACAUCCAUCCCUGGCCUUUCUCAGUCCACGAUUUCACCAGACAUGGCCACAGGAAUUAACACCAGGAUCUCUACCACCUCCACCUUGACAGAGUCCACAGCCCGAGCCGUGGUCCCCAAAACAGUUGUCCCUGGGACUACAUCACAGGACACAAGUAACACGGAUGCAUCAACCAUGGCCUCCUGGGCAGAAAGUCACUCAGCAGGGACUCAGGUUUCUGCAAGGUCAGUAGUGACCAUUGGCGUGGACACGGGUUCUGAGAUUGUGUCACAGACAAGCCCUGCCUCUGACCAAGACACCACAUCUCCAUCCCCCCUGGUGCCCUCACCUGCCACGACGUCACUUUCUCUACAUUCCCCCACAUCACAAGCCAGGGACAUUACUCCACCUGUCCCUGUCACUUCACCAAGCAAGCCUACGGGGCUGGGGACCAGCAGCGCAUUCAGCACAAGCUUGGGACUUGGGACAAGUCCAGCCUCAGGUGUGAGCAGCACCUCAGGUGACAGCCGGGUGUCUUCAGAAGCGUCUCCCACUACAGAGGGAAUGCACCUUUCCAGGAACACAGCAGUGACCAGCUUGGAGACCAUCACGUCUACACAGGAGUCCCGGUCCUUUGCCCCAGCGGGAUCCGAGACACCCAAAGGCACCACCUCAGUAGUCCCCCCUUCGCUCACUGGGGACACCUCAUUUUCCACGCCAGAGGUUGGUCUUUCUGAAACCACAGAGUCUGAGACAUGGUCAACAUCAUCCCAUAUCCUGGAACCACGAGAAACCAGCACAUCCCGGCAAGCCACCGUGGACUUGGAGACAAUGAGUGUCUCUUCUCCAGUGUCCACUGGACACCACAUCUCCAUCCCCCCUGGUGCCCUCACCUGCCACAACGUCACCUUCUCUACAUUCUCUGACAUCACAAGCCAGGGACCCUAUUGCACCUGUCCCUGCCACUUCACCAGGUACGCCUAG